Messenger RNA from Pygocentrus nattereri (red-bellied piranha), 1449 nucleotides. RefSeq names its product C-type mannose receptor 2-like. The transcript is spliced from 5 exons. The record is from RefSeq and is a predicted model, not a curated record. Bases 38 to 997 code for a protein of 319 amino acids. NCBI's taxonomy places the organism in Eukaryota, Metazoa, Chordata, Actinopteri, Characiformes, Serrasalmidae.
AGCACUACGGGACAGAAGAGCCACCAGGGUUUCAAACAUGGACAAGAGAUUAUUUCUAGCACUGCUGAUCUCAGGUCUCUGUAGUGCAGCCUCAGCUCUCUCUCGGCAAUAUUACUUUGUGAAUGAGAGUAAGACUUGGUUGGAGGCUCAGAGCUACUGCAGAGAGAACUAUACUGACCUGGCUACUGUAGACAACAUGGAGGAAAUGAAGCAGCUGAUGGCGGCAGUAGAUCCUAUGUAUGUAGGAUCUUUGUGGAUAGGACUAAACAAGGCCCCCCCGAGACGCUGGGGCUGGUCUUCAGGAGAGAGCCCACAAUACAUGAACUGGAAAAGUUCAGAACCAAACGGUGGAGACAGAGAUGGACUUUGUGCAGCGAAAUAUCAGUUUAGUGGAUGGGUUGAUGCUGAAUGUACAGAUGUUUUCCAUUUUGUUUGCUACAGCGAAUGGACUAAAAAAUUUAUCCACAUUAGCAAACAAGACAAUUGGAGAAAUGCUCAGGAUUACUGCCGACAGUACUACACUGACCUGGCCACCAUUCACAAUGAGCAGGAACAUCAGAACAUUUCAGAUCUUCUGGGCAGUGUGGAAUACGCAUGGAUCGGCCUCUUUUUAGACAAAUGGAAAUGGUCUGACCGACGAAGCACCUCAUUCCGCUUCUGGGAGGCAGGACAGCCCUGGAGCCCCACAGGCAACGCAAACUGUGUUGCUGUGGUGACUACAUGGAAGGGAAAAUGGGAUGACACACUGUGUAAUACAAAUCUACCUUUCAUGUGUUAUAAAGCACCUAGACAUCGAAUAGUGAAACUGAUAAUGACCUCUAAUGGGCAGAAGGAUCUGAAUGACCCUGCUAUGAAGACAGCCAUUCUGAGUCUGAUCGAGAAAAAGUUGAGAAAACAAGGAGCAGGUAAUGACACCACCCUGAGCUGGCGAGAGAAAAAUGGAAAGGUUUUCCAUUUGCGCAAGAAGAGGAUGAUGGAGAACGAUAAGUGUGUUUAAUGUAAAGUUAGUCAUGUAUAUACGAGACACAGGCAAUCCCAGUGUCUAGCUAGCAAGCGUCAGUUUCAAAUCAAAUCUCAGAAUCUAUCAUCAGAAGUCGCCACAAUUAUCCACACUGGCAUGUCUAACAACACCACUUAACACAUCUAAUUUCACUCAACACAGGUCUGAAUCAUCAAACAAGGAACUGGAAGCAUGUUACAGAUCCAGGUGUAUAUACAGUGUGUCAAUAGAAAUGUUUACUGUCCUGAGCUUAUCAGAAGACUGAUAGCUUUAGGAGGACAAGUUCAACUUAGAUAUUAAUCAAAACACCAGGAUCAAUAUACAGGGGGUAAUAUGAUUCAAAUAAAGUCAGACUAAUUUACCUUGCACAAAAGAGAUUGUGCCUUUUGAGCUUAAAUUUAAAAAAAUUGUGGGAGAUGUUUUGUGUUUGUCUGUUUGAGUGUAACAGU